Messenger RNA from Selaginella moellendorffii, 1214 nucleotides. RefSeq names its product cyclic pyranopterin monophosphate synthase. Gene Ontology annotation, biological process: Mo-molybdopterin cofactor biosynthetic process. The record is from RefSeq and is a predicted model, not a curated record. Lineage: Eukaryota; Viridiplantae; Streptophyta; Lycopodiopsida; Selaginellales; Selaginellaceae. The coding region runs from base 35 to 736 and encodes 233 amino acids. The transcript has 6 exons.
AGCCCUAGAUUGGAUUAGAUUAGGGCUCUUCAGGAUGGGCAGCUUGGCGAGGCGCGCAGGGAUCGCGAUCGCCCGGCGCAGCGCUUGCAUUUCCGCUCGAUCGUACAGCAGCAUCGAUCGCAACAUUGAAGAAUUCAACCAGGAGCUGGAAGAAAUGUUUGGUGCUCCCCCUGCCGCUGCUGGCGCGCAAGGAUUUCCAGCGAGAGAUCCAUCGUCCCAGAGCAUCGCAGCUCCAUCGAUAGCUAGAGAUCGAUCUUCUUCUCUAACUCACGUCGAUAGCUCUGGAAAGGCCUCGAUGGUGGACGUCUCUCACAAGAUGGACACCAAAAGGAACGCAGUAGCGUCCGGUAGAGUCCUCCUCGGCCCCGACGUCUUCCAUCUCGUGGCCGCCAACAAGAUCGCCAAGGGAGACGUCUUGACAGUGGCCAAGAUAGCGGGCAUCCAGGCCGCCAAGCAAACCGCGACGCUCAUACCCCUGUGCCACACCAUAGCUCUCAGCUCGGUGGACGUGAAGAUGGCGCUGGACGAGGAGGCUAGCUGUGUGGAAGUCACCGCGGAGGCUAGCUCGGUUGGCCCGACUGGUGUGGAGAUGGAAGCUCUCACGGCUGUCUCGGUGGCUUGCUUGACGGUGUACGAUAUGUGCAAGGCUGCGUCCAAGGCUAUACAGAUAUCCGGCAUCGAGCUCGUGUCCAAGUCCGGUGGCAAGAGUGGCGACUGGCAUCGAGAGCAGAAUUGAAGAAGCACUAUGGAUGAUGUGCUAUGGAUUUUGUAGCAAGGUGGAUAACGCUGCUAUGGCUUCAAUCACUUCAUGGGCGACGACGAACUUGAGGUGUGGCGGAGAAACCAGACCAACGCUUCCUGGCUGCUGCUCAUUCUCCAGGACGCUACAGUGCAAGCCGAAGAGGGUCUUGAGGUUGACAAGAAUCGUGAGACAAGCGGACAACGAUGAAAGGGAGGUCCCUCCUCCUCAAGAGCAGGAAAUCCUUCCCGAGAGAAGAGAAGAGACGCCGAAGCCUAAGAAGAAGGAUGAUGGCGAAGUCACGGCUCGAAUAACUGGAGCGCUUGCCGUGCUUUUGGGGAUCGCAUACCUUGCUCUCGUCCAGAUUCUGGAGAGACGAGGUGGGAGCCUCGAGCCACCACCUCCGGAAGCGUAUCUUCCUUAAAUUUUGAGGUUCUAAGCUCGAAGAAUUGUGAAUCACGAUCUCUUCUACACA